UUAGUAAUGGAAGCAUUUCUAUCCCGUAUAGCGAGUCAAUUUUAGAGACCAACAAAGAAUUCGAAAAUCUGUCAAUCAAUAACUUUAUCCCGAAUAGCGAGCCAAUUUCAGAGAUCAACGAAGCAUUACAAAAUCU
Racocetra persica is the source of this 136-nucleotide messenger RNA. The record is from the annotation of a GenBank genome assembly. NCBI's taxonomy places the organism in Eukaryota, Fungi, Glomeromycota, Glomeromycetes, Diversisporales, Gigasporaceae.